AUGCCUAGCUCGCGAGUUUAUCACCACGAGGAGGAUGCCGUCAAUAACCUCACUGCUCUCAUCAAUCCGAAGAUUGACGUCCGAGACAACGUCAAAUCCGGCCGAGAGGUCAAGGUCCGAGAGAGGGUGACAUCUAUCGGCAUCAUCACGGGCACCGCGCGGAAGAAAUUCACCGGAGUUCCGAAUUGA
Messenger RNA from Hirsutella rhossiliensis, 189 nucleotides. RefSeq lists its product as uncharacterized. The record is from RefSeq and is a predicted model, not a curated record. Bases 1 to 189 code for a protein of 62 amino acids. Lineage: Eukaryota; Fungi; Ascomycota; Sordariomycetes; Hypocreales; Ophiocordycipitaceae. The transcript has 3 exons.